Messenger RNA from Daucus carota subsp. sativus, 1825 nucleotides. Its product is annotated as elongation factor TuB, chloroplastic. The record is from RefSeq and is a predicted model, not a curated record. Gene Ontology annotation, molecular function: translation elongation factor activity; GTP binding; GTPase activity. Bases 174 to 1601 code for a protein of 475 amino acids. Lineage: Eukaryota; Viridiplantae; Streptophyta; Magnoliopsida; Apiales; Apiaceae. Gene Ontology annotation, cellular component: mitochondrion. The transcript has a single exon. Gene Ontology annotation, biological process: mitochondrial translational elongation.
GGAUAGGGUGAGAUAUGAGGUUAGAAAUUGUAUCUCUACAGACUAUAGAUACAAAAUGUUGUGUUGUAGAUAGAUAAAGGAGAACACACACUCACACAAAACACACAAUCUCCUUGUUAUUAUCUCAUCUCUCCCAAAAUUCUCCAAACCCCUCUUGUUUGCUGGAAGCAAAAAUGGCGAUUUCAGCUCUAUCUUCUUCUAUAAACCUCAUAAACCCUGCAAACCCUAACCCUAAUUCCGCCUUUUCUCCGACAAGUUCACGGAAAUUUAUCCUCACCUCCUCUUUUCUCGCCAACCCAUCAACGUUGUCCUCCCAAUUUCAAACACCCACCUCCCCGUUUCGCUCACGCGCCACCAGGCUGACCGUACGCGCAGCGCGUGGGAAAUUCGAAAGGAAGAAACCCCAUAUCAAUAUAGGCACAAUUGGGCACGUUGACCAUGGGAAAACCACUCUGACUGCUGCGUUGACCAUGGCGCUUGCUGCUAUGGGAGGGUCUGCACCCAAGAAGUACGAUGAAAUUGAUGCUGCUCCUGAGGAGAGAGCGCGUGGGAUUACUAUUAAUACAGCUACUGUUGAGUAUGAGACUGAGAGUAGGCAUUAUGCUCAUGUGGAUUGUCCAGGGCAUGCUGAUUAUGUCAAGAAUAUGAUUACAGGGGCUGCGCAGAUGGACGGAGCGAUUUUAGUGGUUUCGGGUGCUGAUGGGCCAAUGCCACAGACUAAAGAACACAUUUUGUUGGCGAAACAAGUGGGGGUUCCGAAUAUGGUUGUUUUCUUGAAUAAAGAGGAUCAGGUUGAUGAUGCCGAGCUUUUGGAGCUUGUGGAGUUGGAGGUUAGGGAGGAAUUGAAUAAGUAUGAGUUUCCAGGGGAUGAUAUUCCAAUUGUGUCAGGAUCAGCAUUGUUGGCAUUGGAAGCACUGAUGGAGAAUCCCGCGAUUAAGAGAGGGGACAAUGAGUGGGUUGACAAGAUUUAUGCUUUGAUGGAUAAUGUUGAUAGUUAUAUUCCUAUUCCACAGAGGCAGACUGAGUUGCCCUUCUUAAUGGCAAUUGAGGAUGUUUUUUCGAUCACGGGACGUGGGACUGUUGCCACUGGUCGUGUUGAGAGAGGGACGAUUAAGGUUGGGGAGACCGUUGAUAUUGUGGGGUUGAAGGAUACUAGGGGUACAACAGUGACUGGAGUUGAAAUGUUUCAGAAGUUUCUUGAUGAGGCUUUGGCUGGUGAUAAUGUCGGGUUGUUGUUAAGAGGUAUUCAGAAGAUUGAUAUCCAGAGAGGGAUGGUUUUGGCUAAGCCUGGAUCGAUUACACCUCAUACAAAGUUUGAGGCGAUUGUAUAUAUUUUGAAGAAGGAUGAAGGUGGGAGGCAUUCACCUUUUUUCACUGGAUACAGGCCUCAGUUUUACAUGAGAACUACAGAUGUCACUGGGAAAGUGACUACUAUUAAGAAUGAGAAGGAUGAAGAGUCGAAAAUGGUUAUGCCUGGUGACCGUGUGAAGAUGGUUGUGGAGCUUAUUGUGCCGAUUGCUUGUGAGCAAGGAAUGAGGUUUGCUAUUAGAGAAGGAGGAAAGACUGUUGGUGCUGGAGUUAUUAAUGCCAUUAUUGAGUGAUUGAACUUGGUGGGAUGGCCUUCACUUUUGGGUGAUUCAAAGCUUCAAUCUUUUGUCUUUUUUCUUUUUUGAAAUUAGUUUUGCCCCUUGUCUCUUAAACAUGCUGGAUCCAAUGUUACAUAUGCAGCAACGAGUCUGGUUCUUGAUUUCUCAUUUCUUAGCACUCCUUUUAGUUGGAUUGUACUAUCUCAUGUUCAAAUUAAUUGUUUUAACUUUCUUUCUUA